AUGGACGUUGUGUUGACAAGCGCUGAAUCAACGGUAGGGGAUACAACAUCAACAUCAAAUGAAAAGAGGAAGAAAAAGCCGUUAUCGAAGUCACGAUCGACUGUCGGUGAUGACGACCAGAUCGAGUACAAGGCUGGUUGGGUUGUACGAAAGUGUCUUUUUGACAGGGAUGGAAAACGAAGUAAUUCCUGCCAGCAUUUUGGUGUUCUUUUGAUGACAUAG
Molecule: messenger RNA, 222 nt
Organism: Gongylonema pulchrum
Lineage: Eukaryota; Metazoa; Nematoda; Chromadorea; Rhabditida; Gongylonematidae
Source: the annotation of a GenBank genome assembly